GGCCAAAGAGGAAACAAGAAGAAAAAGAAAACCUUACCUGCUAGCAGAGGUGAGAGAGCAGGACAGCUCCACUCUGGGCAGCCAGAGCCAUGCAAUUCUCCAGCUCAGCGCGGGCCGCAGAUGAGAACUUCGACUAUUUGUUCAAGAUCAUCCUCAUCGGGGACUCCAACGUGGGGAAGACGUGUGUGGUGCAGCACUUCAAGUCUGGGGUCUACACGGAGACACAGCAGAACACGAUUGGGGUGGAUUUCACCGUGCGCUCCCUGGAUAUCGACGGCAAGAAAGUGAAGAUGCAGGUGUGGGACACCGCAGGCCAGGAGCGCUUCCGGACCAUCACCCAAAGCUACUACCGCAGUGCCCACGCGGCCAUCAUCGCCUAUGACCUCACCCGGCGGUCCACCUUCGAAUCCGUUCCCCACUGGAUUCACGAGAUAGAAAAAUACGGAGCUGCGAACUUGGUCAUUAUGCUGAUUGGGAACAAAUGUGACCUGUGGGAAAAGCGGCACGUUCUGUUUGAGGAUGCCUGCACCCUGGCCGAGAAAUACGGCCUCCUUGCUGUUUUGGAGACAUCAGCCAAGGAGUCCAAGAACAUAGACGAAGUCUUCGUGCUCAUGGCCAGGGAGCUGAUCGCCCGCAACAGCCUGCACCUGUACGGGGACAGCGCCCUGAACAACCUGUCCCUGGACUCCAGUCCAGUCCUCACGGCCCAGGCGCCCAGUGGGAAGCCCCACUGCACUUGCUGAGCACCUUCGGGCCAGCAGCAACCAACGGAGGCAUCGCAAAACCGAAGGUAGCCGGGUCGUCCAGUGUCUGCGGAGCAUUUCAGACCCAAGUGCAGACUUGCCGCUGGUUCCCAUCCUCAGUUCAGACCAGAGGCCACGACGGUUGACUGCGGACAGGGACACCACCGUUUCGUGUUGUUGUUUUUUUUAACUUUGCCUUGGACCUAAGCACAGGGGUGGGACAAGGCUUAUUCUUUUUCACCUUUUUUCUGUCUCCACAACCCUUCAUGUAUGUUUCUACUGAAUCUUGCUUCUCACUUGCAGAGGGUAGUGAAGAGAAGAGUAUCAAGGGGGAAGAGGAUGUUGAGAACAUUCUGGAACAGCUCAGGCAUGGGAGAAGGUGAAGCUCACCCUGAUAAACUAGAAUGCUGUUAACAUCUGCUUCCUGGCCGGCACACCUCAGGGCUUUAGUUUGGGGAGCAAAGCCUUUUGACAUAAAGGCCAUAAAUCCCUCUCACCAAAUGGUCAGUAGCCAUGCGACAGAAACAAUUGGAUUUCGCUUCAUUCUAGUUUGGGCGGGUUUGACCACCCUCCUGGAAUGUGGGAGGUGUCUAGUACUUCUUUCUAAAUGACCAAAUUGGCUCCUGGGCCAGAAGGCAUUUCUGAAUUGACAUUCAGUUGGCUCCCAGAUGAAGAGCGAACCGAUCCUGACCUCGCGCCCUGGCCCUGGACCUGUGGGGAACACACCAUGGUUGUUCCAAGUCCCCUGAUGUUUGGAUGAUUGUUGCUGGGGUUCAUCUUGCAGUCACAGUAAGACCCACAAAGGCCAGUCUGGCCACAACACUGGCUCCCAAGGGGGAAAUGCCUGGGGAGCUCCCUGUGGGCCCAGGCCAGUGCCCCGGCACUUACAGCCCGUGCAUCAGUCAUUAG
Messenger RNA from Molossus molossus (Pallas's mastiff bat), 1652 nucleotides. RefSeq names its product RAB19, member RAS oncogene family (gene RAB19). Gene Ontology annotation, cellular component: trans-Golgi network. Lineage: Eukaryota; Metazoa; Chordata; Mammalia; Chiroptera; Molossidae. The record is from RefSeq and is a predicted model, not a curated record. Gene Ontology annotation, molecular function: GTPase activity; GTP binding. Bases 90 to 743 code for a protein of 217 amino acids. The transcript has 4 exons.